GAGAGAGGAGCGGCGGGGCGGAGUGGAGCGGAGCGGUGUGGAGCUGAGAGGAGCAGGGUAGAGCGGACUGGAGCCGCGGGACAGAGAGAGUAAAAAAAAAAAAAAAACGAAAAAAGGGACAUCCAGCGAGUCCCGUCUGGUAGCGGAAGCGAUGAGUGCGAACAUCAAAAGCGUCUCCGGGCGAUGAAUAUUGUCACUUUGCUGCAAUUUCGGCACCAAAAGCGACUUGUUCUUGCGAGCCGGAGAGUAGUUUUGUGGAAGGACAGACAGCUGAAGCACUUGAACGGAGAGGGAAACGUUGAGAGCUGUACAUGUGGCGAGUUGUUUAUAAAGCCCAUAGAGCCUGAACCUGGCGCCGCGGAUUCAUUAAAGCGAGCCGGGAAAACAAGCCUAAGGUGGGGCAGGAGGGUGAGAGACUGAGCGGGCUGAGAGCCUCCACUCCGUCCGCCGUUUCUCUCUCUGCGUGUGUGUGUGUGUUUAACUCACGGACAUUUUUUUUUCUUUCGGUGGAAAAAAAUCCGUCACGUCAUUUUGUUUCCGCUCGCAGGAUUUUUUUUGGGGAGCGGUGCACAGGCGCCUGCGAGGAGCUCGAGCGCUACAGUGUGAUAUUCCCCGCCGUGGACACAUUGCAGGCAGGAAAUUGUCCCGUCUGGUUGUUGGACCAUGGCCGACGACGACGUGCUCUUCGAAGACGUUUACGAGCUGUGCGAGGUCAUUGGGAAGGGGCCAUUUAGCGUGGUGAGAAGAUGCAUCAACAGAGAGACAGGCCAGCAGUUCGCAGUGAAGAUUGUAGAUGUUGCUCAGUUCACCUCCAGCCCUGGCCUCAGCACAGAAGACCUGAAGAGGGAAGCCAGCAUCUGUCAUAUGCUCAAACACCCCCAUAUCGUAGAGUUGCUGGAAACCUACAGCUCAGAUGGAAUGCUCUACAUGGUCUUUGAGUUUAUGGAUGGAGCAGACCUCUGUUUCGAGAUCGUGAAAAGGGCAGAUGCUGGGUUUGUCUACAGUGAGGCAGUAGCCAGUCAUUACAUGAGACAGAUCCUUGAAGCACUGCGGUACUGCCAUGACAACAACAUCAUUCACCGAGAUGUAAAGCCUCACUGUGUGCUGCUGGCAUCAAAGGAGAACUCUGCUCCCGUGAAACUGGGUGGCUUUGGAGUUGCUAUACAGCUCGGAGAGUCAGGAUUAGUGGCCGGAGGCCGAGUGGGUACCCCUCACUUCAUGGCUCCGGAGGUGGUGAAGAGAGAGCCAUACGGAAAGCCAGUGGAUGUGUGGGGCUGCGGAGUCAUCCUUUUCAUCCUGCUAAGCGGCUGCCUGCCCUUUUAUGGCACGAAAGAGCGCCUGUUUGAGGCCAUUAUCAAAGGAAGAUACAAGAUGAACCCUCGGCAGUGGACUCAAAUCUCAGAGAGUGCUAAAGACUUGGUACGACGCAUGCUGAUGCUGGAUCCCGCUGAGAGGAUUACUGUGUAUGAAGCCCUCAAUCACCCAUGGCUGAAGGAGAGAGAUCGGUACGCCUACAAAAUCCACCUGCCUGAGACAGUGGAACAGCUGAGAAAGUUCAAUGCACGGCGAAAGCUCAAAGGUGCUGUGUUAGCAGCAGUCUCCAGCCACAAGUUUGGAUCGUAUUACGGUGACCCACCCGAGGAGCUGCCAGACUUCUCUGAAGAUCCCACGUCAUCUGGACUGCUAGCAGCCGAAAGGGCUGUGUCCCAGGUUCUGGAUAGCCUGGAGGAGAUCCAUGCACUAACGGAUUGCAGUGAGAAAGACCUGGACUUUCUGCACAGUGUUUUCCAGGACCAGCAUCUCCACACAUUACUUGAUCUGUAUGACAAGAUCAACACCAAGUCCUCCCCACAGAUCAGGAAUGCUCCAAGUGAUGCUGUUCAGAGAGCCAAAGAGGUACUAGAAGAGAUUUCCUGCUAUCCAGAGAAUACUGAUGUUAAAGAGCUGAGGCGAAUCCUAAAUCAGCCCCAUUUUAUGGCCUUACUGCAGACUCAUGAUGUGGUAGCUCAUGAAGUGUACAGUGAUGAGGCGCUGAGGGUCACACCACCCCCGACUUCACCGUAUUUGAACGGAGACUCACCUGAGAGCACCAACGGAGACAUGGACCUGGAGAAUGUCACCCGAGUACGCCUGGUGCAGUUCCAGAAGAACACCGAUGAGCCCAUGGGUAUCACUCUGAAGAUGAACGAUCUAAACCACUGCAUUGUAGCCAGAAUAAUGCAUGGAGGCAUGAUUCAUCGACAAGGAACGUUGCACAUUGGAGAUGAGAUCCGGGAGAUCAACGGUAUUGGUGUAGCUAAUCAGACAGUGGAGCAGCUGCAGAAAAUGCUUAGGGAGAUGAGAGGCAGCAUCACCUUUAAGAUUGUACCAAGCUACCGGACACAACAAUCGUCUUGUGAGAAAGAGUCCCCUACCUCCUCCAGACAGUCCCCUGCUAAUGGCAAUUCCAGCGUUAACAGUUCUAUCUUGGACUUGCCAUCAACCAUCCAGCCAAAAACACGCCAGAUCUCCAGAACUACAAUCAAGGGUAAACUAACAGUGAAGAUCUAUGUGCGGGCACAGUUUGAGUAUGACCCAGCCAAAGAUGAGCUCAUUCCUUGCAAAGAAGCAGGCAUUCGGUUCAGAGUAGGAGACAUCAUCCAGAUCAUCAACAAGGAUGACCAUAACUGGUGGCAGGGUAAACUGGAGAACACAAAGAAUGGCACAGCUGGACUUAUUCCAUCCCCAGAGCUGCAAGAGUGGCGGGUGGCCUGCAUAGCAAUGGAGAAAACUAAGCAGGAGCAGCAAGCCAGCUGUACUUGGUUUGGCAAGAAAAAGAAGCAGUACAAAGACAAGUAUCUAGCGAAACACAGUGCAGUGUUUGAUCAACUAGAUCUCGUCACAUAUGAAGAAGUUGUGAAGCUGCCAGCUUUCAAAAGGAAAACCCUGGUGUUAUUAGGAGCUCAUGGCGUUGGAAGAAGACAUAUCAAGAACACACUCAUCACUAAACACCCUGACAGAUUUGCUUACCCCAUUCCACACACAACCAGACCUCCUAAAAAAGAUGAGGAAAAUGGCAAAAACUAUUACUUUGUAUUGCAUGAGCAAAUGAUGCAGGACAUCGCCAACAACGAUUACCUAGAAUACGGCAGCCACGAGGACGCCAUGUACGGAACACGUCUGGAGACGAUACGCAAAAUCCACGAGCAGGGCCUCAUAUCUAUACUUGAUGUAGAGCCGCAGGCACUGAAGGUUUUGCGGACAGCAGAGUUUGCGCCAUAUGUGGUUUUCAUUGCUGCACCAACCAUCACACCGGGCAUGAAUGAGGAUGAAUCAUUACUGCGACUGCAGAAGGAGUCCGAGAUCCUGCAGAAGACUUACGCACACUACUUCGACCAGACCAUCAUCAACAACGAGAUUGAUGAGACGAUCCGGCACCUGGAGGAGGCUAUAGAACUGGUGUGCACUACAGCACAGUGGGUUCCUGUGUCCUGGGUUUACUAGAACACCGUUAACUCAAACUCCACCCUAAAACCCCCAGACUCUGUGAUGCAUCUUUGCAACAACAACGAAGUAGAUACAAAUGAAUACAUACAUAAAUAUAUAAUUAAGAAGGAAAGAAAAACACCACCAUUCCCCGGAGGAAGGAUCCACCUUUAAUUUGACUGAUGCGUUUUACGCCUGCAGAUGAUCUCAGCCCUUCAGACUCCACAGAUUUAGUGUUGUAUAAAACAGAAUAAUACAGUGGUGAAUAUAGACGUGUCCUAAAUGAUGAGAUGCAGCAUUUUUGUAGUUGUGGUUAAGAGACACCAUCUUAAAUGAGAAGACGCCAUUCAGAACUUGUUCUAUUCCAUUAGCUGGUUUAAAAAAACACCCUCACAGGAACCUAUUAGUCUCCAUGUGCAUCACAAUCUGCUGUUGUGGCCACUUCCAGAUACCGUCUCACUAAACAAGUCCAUACCUCGAAGAUCUGACGUCUCAUGCAUGUGCACAUUCAGAGACUUGCAUACAGUCAGUGUUAGCAGUGGAACUACAGCAAUCCACAGCACAGAACAUUCCAUAUGUCUGAACCAAUUCAGACUAAGUGAAGACCAGUGGAGGAUGAAGCUGAAAAAAAGACCUAUGCACAUCUUUGGGCACAUUUCAGACAACUUUCUAACAAAUUGUUUUUACCAGCCAUGUAGUGAGAUGUGUUCAUGUCUCGAUUUAAUUUGUUGUAUAAAAAAAAAAAAAAAGCAAAGAAAAAAAAAACGAUUCUGGUUUUACCAUUUACAGAAAUGGCAUCUAAGAGUAUUAAUGUUUUCAUGAAGCCGAAUCAUAAGAAGAAACCAGAUUUUUAUUCAGUGUAACUGUUGCAGACGGAGGUGCACACACACAUUUUACAAAAGAAACUUGCAAAAUUAAUAAUCUGAAUGAUUCUGUAUAAGACAAACUGUUUACUUCAGACUGCCCUGUGUAAAUUCCUCAGCUGAUAUCUGAGCAGCUGUCAGUAUGAUCCUUUUUUUUGUUUGUUUUUUUAAAUAUAUUUCCUUUUCUGUGGUGAA
Silurus meridionalis is the source of this 4523-nucleotide messenger RNA. It is a transcript of the gene caska, whose product is annotated as calcium/calmodulin-dependent serine protein kinase a. Gene Ontology annotation, molecular function: ATP binding; signaling receptor binding; protein kinase activity. The record is from RefSeq and is a predicted model, not a curated record. Gene Ontology annotation, biological process: protein phosphorylation; regulation of neurotransmitter secretion. NCBI's taxonomy places the organism in Eukaryota, Metazoa, Chordata, Actinopteri, Siluriformes, Siluridae. Gene Ontology annotation, cellular component: plasma membrane; cell-cell junction; basolateral plasma membrane. The transcript is spliced from 28 exons. The coding region runs from base 664 to 3483 and encodes 939 amino acids.